UAGCAGUGAUUUCCUUUAGAGCCUGGCCUUAUCUCAGGCUGCACGUUGCCUGCUGGUGACUAAUAACACAAUAACAUUGUCUGGGGGUUGGAAUAAAGUUGGAGCUGUUUACCCCCGCUCUAUAGGGGUUCAAUAUAAAAAGCCGGCAAAGAGCUGUCCAAGUCAGACGCGCUUCUGCAUCUGCGCCUGGACCAGCAAGCGCGAGACAAGGUCUCGGGUCUCCCCUGCAGCUCCCGGGAGCCACCGCCACAGUGUGCGUCCUCUGAUCUCUUGCAGCCACUGUCUUCUCUCCAGGCAGAAACUUCUUUUUCUCCCUGUUAAAGGGCACUUAGGCUGAAAGAUCGCUUUGAGAUCUGGAUAACUAGAAGAGCUGCGAGGGAAUUUAAGCAGUUUUUCUUCGUUAUUCCUUCGGGUGUAGGUUGCAGGGGGAGGAUUUUGAGCCCCCCUUUCCAGCAUGGAUUAUUUCCCCAUGAUUUUCUCUCUGCUGUUUGUGGCUUUCCACGGAGCUCCAGAAACAGUGGUCUUGGGUGCAGAACUCAGCACAGAAUCGGAGCAAGGUGGGGAGCAGCCCUCCCCAAGUCCGCCCUGGAGGCCCCGCAGGUCCAAGCGCUGUUCCUGCUCUUCCUUGAUGGAUAAAGAAUGCGUUUACUUCUGCCACCUCGACAUCAUCUGGGUCAACACUCCUGAGCAUGUUGUUCCAUAUGGACUUGGAAGCCCUUUGAGGUCCAGGCGAUCCUUAAAGAAUUCAUUUCCUACAAAGGCAGCAGAUCACAGGAAUAGAUGCCGAUGUGCCAGCCAAAAAGACAAGAAGUGCUGGAAUUUUUGCCAAGCAGGAAAAGGGCUAAGACUCCAAGACACUAUGGAGAAAGAUUGGAAUAACCAAAAGAAAGGAAAAGACUGUUCCAAGCUUGGAGAUAAGUGCAUUUACCAGCAGCUAGUAGAAGGAAGAAAAAUAAGAAGGUUGGAGGCCAUCAGUAACAGCAUCAAAACAUCUUUUCAUAUUGCUAAGCUGAAAACUGAGCUCUACAGAGAGAAAAAAGUAACCCACAACCGAACACACUGAUUGCAGAAGGUCUGGGGCUGUCUGAAGCCUUGACUGCCACAGAGAGGGUCAUGCAGCUGGCUGGCUAUUCAUUCUCUAGACACUGGCUGGGAUCGGAGUAAAAACAUCCUAUCAAUUUAGAUAAUUUCUUAUUCCAGACUGGCAAAGGACAACAGUCCUUGUUCUAGACAUUCCAACAAAGGUUAAGGAGUCUGUCAACCUUUCUUCAUUUGCUUCUGUCAAUGGUAACUGCUGUUGUCUCUCCUCAAGAGUGCCAUGAACCACUUAGAGAGAGCAGAAAAGCACAGUAUCUUGUGAAUUAGGGUGGCAUCUUCUGGAGGGAGGAACAGAGACUUCACAUGCCUGUGGGGUUCCUGAAGAGGAUCCUAAGAGAGUGUUUGUGUUUCAGUCAGGUGCUUACUACAUUUCAGGGGUAAGCUCAAAAGUCCUCACAUUUUUUUUUUUAAAGAAUGUACAACCUGAAAACACACUUAAAGGACAGACACUCAAGUUACAAAAAAAAAGGGGGGGCUUUGUUUUUUGAUUCACAAAAUGCAAAACUGAAAGAUACUAUUACUACUGUAAAUUAGAAUGUGUUUCAUGAAUAUGCGUCUACCUCACCUCUUUGUACUCAAGUGGAAGUAUUUCUUACCUUUAAUUAUUGCCUCCUCAAACUCCCUCCUGCCACAGCUUCCUCACAAAACUUCAUACUAAAGCUUAGCCUAAUGGAAGCAUGGUUUCAUGUAUCAGUAAUAGAAACAGCAUUUUCAUGGGUAUCUACUCAAUCUUAUCUACAACAACAAGAAAAAAAAAAACAGAAACAAAAACAAACAAGAUCUUUGUGUCAGGAGAUUCCCUUGCCUUGUUUUUUUUGAGAUGCAAUGGUAUAGAGAUACUAAAAUGUAUGUGUUGGUUAUGCUUUAAAGUGGUAAAAAUUGUUUUCCAUAAUAUAACUGGCUAAUGGAAGAAGUUGGAUUAAAUUUUGAUGUACUUAUUUUUUAUAGAUAUUUAUAUUCAAACAACUUAUUCCUUAUAUUUACCAUGUUAAAUGUGUUUGGGCAGGCCAUAUUGGUCUAUGUAUUUUUUUAAAAAUGUAUUUCUGAAUGAAAUUGAGAAAAUGCUUUGUUUUGCCUGUCAAGGUAAUGACUUUAGAAAAUAAAUAUUUUUUCCCC
Erinaceus europaeus (western European hedgehog) is the source of this 2214-nucleotide messenger RNA. RefSeq names its product endothelin 1 (gene EDN1). The record is from RefSeq and is a predicted model, not a curated record. The transcript is spliced from 5 exons. The coding region runs from base 455 to 1063 and encodes 202 amino acids. Gene Ontology annotation, biological process: regulation of vasoconstriction; intracellular calcium ion homeostasis; regulation of systemic arterial blood pressure by endothelin. Gene Ontology annotation, molecular function: endothelin A receptor binding; hormone activity; endothelin B receptor binding. Gene Ontology annotation, cellular component: extracellular region. Lineage: Eukaryota; Metazoa; Chordata; Mammalia; Eulipotyphla; Erinaceidae.